ACUUGAUGCUGAUCUUUGUACUGAGAAAAGAGAGCAGGACGUCAUGAUGGUACAAACCCCUGGAGGAGGAUAAAGUUCUCUAGAUGACGGAUUAAAACAAAACAAGGAUCAACAGCUACAGGAUGAGAACCGGCCGGUGUACCCGACGUUUGGUGAGUGUUUCAGCUGUAGGGGAACGUUCCCUAUUUUAAUUCUGUUGCACCCUGAAGCCUGGGAAUGAAAUCCCAUUACUCAAGGUGUUAGAUUCCCAUCCUCAAAGUGUCACUUCACACCUUCAGCAUCAGGGUAAAAGCAGCAAAUGCUUCACUCCCUUCAGUCUUUGCAGGGUUCGUGUAGGCACCAGUACCCAGCCAGCACCCUGGGCUCAGAGAUCUCUGUCACAGCAAGAGUGGUUGUGUCAUUGUGUGAGUGUGUGUGUCUCUGUACCUGUGUGUCAGUGCAUGUGUGUGUGUGUGUGUGUGUGUGUGUCUGUGUCACUGCCAUUUUUAGUGUGUAUGUGUCUGUGUGUAUCAGUGUUAGUGUGUUUCAGUGUAUGCAUGUGUCAGGGUGUGUAUGUCUAAGCGUGACUGUGUCAGAGUGUAUGUGCUUGUGUUUGUGGAGUGAGGGCGAUGGACAUCACUGUCCCCCAACACCACAACUCCUCGAUUACCCCUUGCUGGAACAGAUUGUCAGACGCCAAUUUCACCAGCUCUGAGUCGGAUUGUGUGCUGAGCUGGGACCCUGACCCUGACCCUUCUGGCUGGGACACAACACAGUGGGUGACUCCAGAGUCUGACGGCUCCGGGACAGCCGACAGGAACCGCCUCACCUCGGAAUCGGACUGCCUCACCGACUCCACGUCCUACAGCUUGUCGCCGAUCUCCGUCGACUCCUACCGGCUUUCCCCUCCCUACCUCCCUAGGACAUCCUCGCCCGCGGUCGGCGCGGACGCGAGCCUCCCUUCUCCAGCAGUGGCUCGCCGGCCGAGGAAGGUCCGGUCGCGCUGCCCGGACAGGCAGCGGCAGAACGCCAGCGAGAGGGAGAAGCUGAGGAUGAGGGGACUGGCCAGGGCCCUCCGCAACCUGCGGACCUACCUGCCCCCGUCCGUGGCGCCCGCCGCUCAGAGCCUGACCAAGCUGGAGACCCUGCGGCUGACCAUCCGCUACAUCGCCCACCUGACGGAACUGCUGAACGAGGAGGGCCGAGACACGGCGGGCGUGAGCCGGGGGAGGUGGCCCCAGGGUCUGUCCUGGGUGCACCACGUUCAUCAACAGCCUCCUGUCCCCUCCCCUUCCCUGCCUACCUCCCACCACCCAGAGUCACAAGACCAGAACACAUUCCUCCAGGACUUGCAAUGCACAACGGGAUCCGCACAAGCUGGCCGUUUUCCUCGGAGCUACAUCCCUGGAUUCUGAAACUCCUGGGAACACUCUCCAUCUCUGCUGGAAGUUCGUAAACUUCCUCUGUAUUAGAAUAAUUGCAAAUAUUAGCAAAUUUAUUUUUCUAAUUUAUUAUGUAUUUUAGCAGAGUUGUUUGGUUAUUCACUAACUAUAUUUAUAUCUUUAAUUUGCAAAUACAUGAAAUGUAUUAUUUUGUAUAGAAUUCUGUACAGUUGAAAUC
Molecule: messenger RNA, 1599 nt
Organism: Hypanus sabinus (Atlantic stingray)
Lineage: Eukaryota; Metazoa; Chordata; Chondrichthyes; Myliobatiformes; Dasyatidae
Product: mesoderm posterior protein 1-like
Exons: 3
Coding region: 609-1394 (261 amino acids)
Biological process (GO): somite rostral/caudal axis specification; mesoderm formation; heart morphogenesis
Cellular component (GO): nucleus
Molecular function (GO): DNA-binding transcription factor activity, RNA polymerase II-specific; protein dimerization activity; RNA polymerase II cis-regulatory region sequence-specific DNA binding
Source: RefSeq, a predicted model, not a curated record